Messenger RNA from Trichoplusia ni (cabbage looper), 2989 nucleotides. Its product is annotated as BTB/POZ domain-containing protein 6-like. Gene Ontology annotation, molecular function: protein binding. Lineage: Eukaryota; Metazoa; Arthropoda; Insecta; Lepidoptera; Noctuidae. The record is from RefSeq and is a predicted model, not a curated record. Gene Ontology annotation, biological process: neurogenesis. Gene Ontology annotation, cellular component: cytosol. Bases 1126 to 2904 code for a protein of 592 amino acids. The transcript is spliced from 7 exons.
CAGGACAACUUAAAGUAAAUUGCAGUUGAAAAAGAGAGAAACCGCUCUAUGCUGUGCUUACAAAACUGCAAUAAUAGGUUGUAGGAUACAGGAUAUCGUGUCCGGGAUCCGGGACCAGUUUGUCUCCACUUGCCAUCUUUUGGGGGUUUCGGGUUUCGUUGGCGCUGUACCAUCGCAAACUAACUAGCUUAAUCUUACGUGUAAUACACAGCUUCUUACCUCUCUGUUAAUUAAAGAGAUUGAUUAGACCAGUCAUUUAUUCAAAAUAACCGUGACCCUAAGGUCAAAUAAGAGUGGCACCAAUACUUUGGCUUAUCAUCAGCUGAUAUAAUGCUAUAGGGUCAAGUAUUUGCCGAUUAAUGCUGACACAGCACUUAUCGUAACGUUGCGAAAAUUGUUUUUUUUUGCAGUUACAGUUGACAAUCAAGUGAACUUUUGUUUUGCAAAUGUCGUAACACAUUCACACGUUACGGAUACGUAUCGAAAUUGUUUAGUUUUAAACAAGAUCGUGUGAGAACUACCUUUUUACUAAGUACAGGAUAUUUCCAUUCAAACUGCGCGGUGUAAAGUUUUUCUCAGGUUUUACUGCUCCACAGAAAUUAUAGUCUGAUCUACCUUCACUGUAUUGCACUAAAAUUUUUGCACAAGUUUGAGAUUUUCAUAAAUGUACGUGAUCAUUUUAAAAUCUCAAAAUUCAAACAGGCUCAAAUUAACUGGAAAAUUGUCUUAUCUACAUUUGGCGAUCAGAUUCGCAUAAUCGCAUAUCGUUAGCUGAAACUGCAUUUAUACGAAUUGCAUUGAUAUUAUGACAUCAUCUACUUUCUCGGUCCAAGUUGUCUGCACUGGAAGCAGGUGUCCCUAGUGGCCUUGCGCAAGAGUCGGCCGGAGGCACAGCGCGCCGAUCGUGAGCCGCGCGCCGAUACCAAGCGCAGUCGGCCUAGCGCAUUGGCGCGCGCGCAUACAUCCACGAGGAUUUAAACUGUAACUGUUCGGUCGAUCGUAAUAUUAAAUUAUUAGUUCGUUUACCCGUGUUAGUGAGCAUAGUGUUGUGUUGUCAAUUGUUUGUCAUAUGGUUAAGACUGUGGUCAUGUUGCAAGGGCACGUUCGGUGUCCCUCAGGAAUGAAAUGAAGGGGAGGAGCUCCAGGGCGCCCAGUCAGCUUCCAGUCGUGGUGGGGAAAGUACUCCUGCGCUGGCUCUUCACCAAAGCCGACCUCGUGUUCUUUGUUUACCGGUUUAUAUGGUAUGCGUGUCAUUUACACGUACGAUCAUCGAUGAAUAGCAGCGUGGAUUUCUUUGAAAGUCUUAUUGACGAGGACGGGCGCUUCGCCGAAUUAAACAAUUGUCAAGAACCGCGAGAGCGAGGGUACAGACCGCGUCCGAGACAACUAGCUCAAGCCGAAAAUAUCAACAAUGGUGGUGGAUUAUCGUUGUCACCACCGCACACGGUGUCGCAGCGUGAGACUGGCACGCAGGUGUCCCAGUGCUACAGCGGGCCGCCGUCCCCCUGUGGGUCGACAAGCGCGACUCCUUCCCCCACGACCUCCCCGGCCCCUCCGCCCGGCACUGCCACUUUAGACCCCAAUUGGCAAGCCACUAAACCCACAGUGCGGGAGAGAAAUGCUGCGAUGUUCAAUAACCAACUUAUGUCGGACAUCACAUUCAUAGUUGGAGGACCCGGCCAUACUCAAGUCAUUCCUGCCCACAAAUAUGUAUUAGCGACAGCAAGCUCUGUCUUCUAUGCUAUGUUUUAUGGUGGAUUAGCAGAAUGCAAGCUAGAGAUUGAAGUUCCUGAUGUUGAACCCUCUGCUUUUCUCACACUUUUAAAGUACAUUUACUGUGAUGAAAUACAGCUAGAGGCAGAUACAGUGCUAUCAACACUGUAUGUCGCCAAAAAAUACAUUGUCCCACAUUUGGCCAAAGCUUGUGUCAAUUAUUUGGAAACUAGUCUUACAGCUAAGAAUGCAUGUCUACUUCUCAGCCAGUCCCGUUUAUUUGAGGAACCAGAACUGAUGCAAAGGUGCUGGGAAGUGAUAGAUGCCCAGGCAGAGAUGGCCCUGACUUCAGAUGGCUUUGUUGACAUAGAUGUAUCAACAUUAGAAUCAGUAUUAGCAAGGGAAACACUUAAUUGCAAGGAAAUAAACUUGUUUGAGGCAGCUUUAGCUUGGGCACAUGCUGAAUGUCUGCGAAGAGAAAUUGAUCCCACUCCUACAAACAAAAGGGCCAUGCUUGGAGGUGCCAUAUACUUGAUAAGAUUUCCUACUAUGUCGUUAGAAGAAUUUGCAAACAGUGCAGCUCAGAUUGGCAUCUUAACCCCACAAGAGACUAUAGAUAUAUUUUUGCAUUUUACUGCAUCAAGCAAACCACUAUUAUCUUAUCCUAUAAAAUCAAGAGCAGGACUCAAAGCUCAGAUUUGCCACAGGUUCCAGUCCUGUGCCUACAGAAGUAAUCAAUGGCGGUAUCGCGGCAGAUGCGAUUCCAUACAGUUUUGUGUAGACAAGAGAAUUUUCGUCGUCGGUUUCGGUCUAUAUGGAUCGUCUAAUGGAGCAGCUGAUUAUAAUGUAAAGAUUGAGUUGAAACGCUUGGGCAGAGUGCUGGCAGAGAACAACACAAAGUUCUUCUCAGAUGGAUCAAGUAACACAUUCCAUGUGUACUUCGAAAAUCCCAUACAAAUUGAACCAGAGUGUUUUUACACUGCUUCAGCAAUACUAGAUGGGAGUGAACUAAGUUAUUUUGGACAAGAAGGUUUGAGUGAGGUGUACAUGGGAACAGUGACUUUCCAGUUCCAUUGUUCAUCUGAGAGUACUAAUGGCACUGGGGUACAAGGAGGCCAGAUACCAGAACUUAUUUAUUAUGGACCCACAGUCAACACUUCCAUGGCCAACACAACCACUAAUGAGGACUGACAAUCGACUAGAUCUCGACCCUUUAACUAUUAUUCCGUAUAAUAAACGGAUCACUUAGUUUUCUCAAUAUUUGGACAAAUCUCAA